Molecule: messenger RNA, 764 nt
Organism: Topomyia yanbarensis
Lineage: Eukaryota; Metazoa; Arthropoda; Insecta; Diptera; Culicidae
Exons: 3
Coding region: 1-753 (250 amino acids)
Source: RefSeq, a predicted model, not a curated record
AUGGCACUUCCUGCCAUUUGUCUAAUCCUAAUACGACCCAACGCAUCAAUCGAGGGAGUGAAGCUGAAACGAUUAAAUCAAAUUGAAUUUGAAACCUGCAGUUACAAAUCUACCCACCGCCAGCUAGAAGAGCAGUUUGCAGUGCCAGUAAUCUUUGGGCUGGGACAGUUUGAUCGCCUACAGUUUAACGCCCAGCCGCCUUUUUGUUUACUGGUUAAAUUUGUUGCGAUAACAUUCUCCCAAGGCGAUUGCUAUAUUUCCUUUCUGGUCAAAAAGUGUAUUCAGUGUUUGCAGGCGACGUUUACUUGCAAACAGUCACGUGGAAGCCAGUAUGCAUCUUUAACUGGAGCAGAUUCUGAAUCAACUUGGCACGGCUAUGCUGUUGGCGCAGCUCUACAAGCAGCAGGAGCAAAGUUCCCUAGCAAGACCAGUUCUGUGACAGGCGAUCAAACUGUCCCAGCCCAAAGAUUACUGGCACUGCAAACUGCUCUUCUAGCUGGCGCUUCACUCCCUCGAUUGAUGCGUUGGGUCGUAUUAGGAUUAGACAAAUGGCAGGAAGUGCCAUAUGAGGGACCUAUGUGCAAUCUGCUUUGGUCUGUUCCCGAUGACCGAAUCGGCUGUAGUGCGUCACUAUGUGAUACCUUCGACCAUAGGUUAUUCAAAAUGGUUUAUACGCUCAAACGAUCGUACAGGGCAGUUAAAUGGAUGCUGCUAGGACAGCAGGACCUGACUGAGACUCGCGAGGAGUUUUAACAUGCGACGAC